AGACUCAAAUGAGGAAAUAAAAGUACGUAGUAUGGGUUGAAGCUCGUAAAUUCAUAGUGGCUUGUACCAAAUCUAAAGUUGAAAUGGCGUUUCUUUUCGUAGUACUUGCUCUUUGCAUGCUGGCAUCCCAAACAGAGGGGAGAGUGCGUCGUUUAAGAAGGCAGAGCUGUCUUAAUGGCACCUACGAGUAUAUGGGAUUGACCUGUUGCAAGUGUGCUGCUGGCUCCAAGGUUGAGGAGCAUUGUACAAGUCAGACUCAAACUCGCUGUGAGCCCUGUGAACCCGGGAAGCAGUACCAAAGUCAUGCCAAUGAGCUGAAAACGUGUGAGUCCUGCACUUCCUGUGGACAUCCAAGUGCUAAUCUGGAGGUGGACAGACAAUGUACUCCUUUGGUUGACUCCACGUGUAAAUGCAAAGAGAAUCACUAUUGCUCCUCUGGGACAACACCUUGCAAAAUAUGUGAGCCUUGUCAGUUGUGUGAUUCAGAAGGUAUCAAAGUGGCCUGCUCUGCUACCAAUAACACUAUAUGCAAUGACAAAUCUAAAGACAAUAAUGUAGUUGUAAUAGUUGGGAGCACAGUGGGGACAUGCCUAGCAGUCCUAGUCAUAGGCGCUGCAGCUUUGUACUUCUAUAAGAAAAGACACUCAGAGCAUAAAAAUAUUCAAAAUGACCGUGAGGAUACACGUGGCCCUGAGGAAAAUAUGUCUCUUCUUGAAAGACUUGGGCCUCACAUCCCUGAAAUUGCAGAAGUGAUUACAUGGAAAAACAUGAGGAAUUUGGCCAUGAAAAGUGGGAUCCACGCUAGUAAAAUUGAAAGUUGUGAGCAGGACCAUCAAAAUAGCAGCACUGAGCGCACCAUUGCUCUUAUGCGCAUCUGGGAGGAGAAGGAGAGCUGGGCUGCGUCUGAAAAGCUCGUCCAGUUCCUAAAACAGACAUAUCAAAACAGUAAAGCUGAAGAGGUGCUGACGAUACUGCGUGGUGGUAACAGUUAAAAUAACAACGGCCUUCUAGUAUACUUGCCUAAGUCAUUUUUUGGCCAAACUGAGUUAUUUGUACUUUACUCUCCAGACCCUGCUGCUCCUGUAGGUGUCAAUGGCUAUAUCCUCAGCCAAUCAGAAAGAUUUUUACAACCCAAAAACACUUGUACAACAUUGUAGGUUCUGUAAAAUCUGUUUUUCUGCUCUCUCAAAGUAUAUAUUAGCUUUUAUUUUAAACUGUCUGGUAUUGUUAUUUUAGAUUACUUCAACGUUCUGUCCUAUAAACAUACAUUCAGUCUAAUAUGUGAAUAAUUACUUUUUCCCACCCUUUUUCCAUCAGAUUUCUGUGCAAAAGUAUAGGAAACCAAUGCAAAUGCUAGGGAGUUCAUGAAUUAUUACUUUCACAAUCAUUUGUGAUUGUGAUUAAGUGUCUGCAUAAUUGAGGUAAGUACUUUAUAAUGACCAAUAUAUAUUCUAAAUUCAAUUUUGCCUUUAGUUUCCAAAAGUAAUAAACAUAUAUGCAUUUUUAGAUUAAAGGUCAAUACAAAAGUAUUUAAAAACUCAGAUCAAAAUGUUUGAUUUUAUAAAGUUGGUCUUAUAAUGAAGGUUUGGCACUUUAUUCUUUUUUUUAUUUUACUAGAUAAUAAAUCUUUUGAAUAUUUAAUUUCACAAUUUGAACUGUACAGAAGUUCAGUCUCCAAGAGAACCAAUACAUCAACAGAAAUGUAAAACCAUGGCCAGAGUUUAUUGUACUAUAUGGCUGUAUGUUUUUAACUUAUACACACUUACUGACAAAUCUAAUAGAGGUCACUGUGGCAGUAGUCCAAAAAAUAUUCAGCUAUUUAAUGAAAAAGUGUUGUCUUUUUUGUUUUCAUUUUCCUGAAAGUGUCAAAAGAUGACAUAGGCAAUUAUGCUAUUAGGCAUUAUUAGAACAAUUAGUAUUUUUAAAAUUAAAUUGUCAUUGCUGUGUUUAUGAUCUCAGGAUGUCCUUAUAGACUUGAAAUAUCUUUUUUUUUUUUAAGAAUGUAUUUAGCUAUGGUGACUUAGCCCAGUGUUUCCCAACUAGGGGUAUGGAGUAUAGUUAUAAUAGUUAUAAUUGCCAUUGUACUAGUAAACAGAUUUAUAAUUACUAAAGAAACUCCAGUACUUAGGGGGUACUCUAGCCUCCUAAGACCGGAGCUCUUGCAAGACGUGUUUUAUUAAAUUCUCUUUGUUAUUUAAGCUGAGUGGGACCUAAUGAGUGUCAGUACAAAGAAUUAUCUUUUUACAUUAUGUAGUUUAUGAGAAAGUGAUGUAAAUCAAAUGUCCUCAUAUGUGAUUUAAUCAUUUUGAUAAAACAUUUGAGUAAUGAUUUGCAAGAACUAUUUAUUAAGACCUUAAACACAGCAACAUUUGUCCUCAAUGUAAAAACAAAAUGAAAAACAACAAUUGUGCCUCUUGGAAAAAUGUGUCUCACAUGAAGUGCUGCUGACAGGAGCAGGAAGGCAUGUGCCUUUACAAAAAAAAAUAAAAAAUGUAAUAUUCUAAACAUUCUAAACUCUUACAUUCAAAUUGAUUACAUUUACAUUGUUGCUGUUCUUGUAUGCUGUUAUUCUUCUUCUAAAAGUUUGCAUUGUGGCCUAGACAACCCAAAAUAUGUUGUCCACAUAUGUGGACGCCAAGUCCUAGGAGGCUAGACAAAAUGUGUCUAUGUGUUGUCUUUUGCCUUGUGUGUGCAUGAUUGUAUUAUAAGCAUAUAUAAUGUAAUGUAAUGAUAAUAAAAGCUCAAAACUAAUAUUG
Periophthalmus magnuspinnatus is the source of this 2756-nucleotide messenger RNA. It is a transcript of the gene fas, whose product is annotated as Fas cell surface death receptor. Gene Ontology annotation, biological process: extrinsic apoptotic signaling pathway in absence of ligand; activation-induced cell death of T cells; necroptotic signaling pathway. Bases 84 to 992 code for a protein of 302 amino acids. The record is from RefSeq and is a predicted model, not a curated record. The transcript is spliced from 10 exons. Gene Ontology annotation, molecular function: tumor necrosis factor receptor activity; protein binding. Lineage: Eukaryota; Metazoa; Chordata; Actinopteri; Gobiiformes; Gobiidae. Gene Ontology annotation, cellular component: CD95 death-inducing signaling complex; external side of plasma membrane; membrane raft.